This is a messenger RNA of Symbiodinium necroappetens, 846 nucleotides long. The record is from the annotation of a GenBank genome assembly. NCBI's taxonomy places the organism in Eukaryota, Dinophyceae, Suessiales, Symbiodiniaceae.
AUGCACUCGGACGGAGGCCAGAGAGGCCUCUGCGGAUGUCAACGAGGCUACAGCACCUGUCGGCGAGACAGGUGGAAGCUCAGGAGCUUCGCCUGCUGUGCUUGUGCAGUUGUGGUUUCGUCAUCCUGGAUAGCUCUAGACAAGUUGGCCUGGUGCUUUGGUGGAGGCGGGAUGGCUUCGCGAAACUAUGCGAGGGCCCACCUUCAACAACGGCAACUGUUUGGGGGAUUUCUGGACCCGAGUGACUGGCAGCGAGACAGCUUCGUUGGGGAGGCUUUGAGUCUGUGGCUGCCUUCGUAUCCGCCGAAGACAGAAGUUGUUGCACUGGAAGUUGAACCUUCCAGUGACAGGUAUUGGUCGUAUCUGAAGCCAGAGAAAUGCAAGUGGUAUAUGGACAAGAUCGUAGCGGUUGGCGAGAAAGUGGGUGAUCUGGAAGAGAGAACUUUGAUGUUCAUGAAAGCCACUGCGAACGACAUGGGCGCGGAUUUCCAAGCUCUUACAUGGAAGAAGGCCGGGGUCCCCGCAGAGAUCCAGCUUGGCUCCAUUGACAUUGGCCUCAUGUCGGACGGCACAUUCACAGAGUUGGGCGCGAAAGGUACUGAGGCGGCGUUGAGGCGGAUGUUCCUCAUGCUAAAGAACUCCGGGCGCUUCUUCGUGAUUGCAAACACCGAUGACGAGCAGUUUGGAUUUCGAGAGCAGCUGGUGCUGGGUUUCGAGCCUGCGGUCUUGAAGAGGGUUGGAUGGCAGAUACAAGCAGCAAAGCGCGACAACGGAGUCGUCGUUGCAUAUUUGGCAAAGCGUCGGGCGACAGGUGCCAAGAAGUCGCGAAGGAUAACCAAGCGCUGA